UUUGCGUUAAUCGAUUUAUAUGAUAUGAAUGGAGCUUUAGUUGAGCGAUAUCCGGUAGAAUGAGAUUUCGCGGGGUCUGAAUUGUCAUCUGCUGGAUAAAUUUUAGUUGACAUCGGAUAAUUUGAUAAACAACCAAACUUCCAGAAGAUGCCUACAUCAUUGUCGGAGACACUACCAGGGCAGGUUCGGAUAUCUAGCUUAAAUUGCGCAUCUGGCAAAUUCAAGACGGGUGCCCUUUACCUGGAGUGCAAUGAGCAUGGCCACCAUCAAAUGAAAGUCAUUUACAAUUGUGGGCCAGCUAGGACCUUUACCGUGACUGCAGCCAAUCUCAUCAAGAAAUGUAUAAAGGAACAGAUGUGUUAUAUUGAACUCGAUGGUAAAGACUACACUACCAUCAGCUUCAAACCAGACGUAGCGUGCAGACAGAAAUGUAACAGCAAGUUAACAGCCUUUUGUGACAACGUCCUGAAAUCUGCAAGUAAAGCCAACUUCAACUCUAAGGCCGAGGUUGGAGUUACAAUGGUGCCAGACACAGGCCCGAAGUCAGGACUGUUUGCAUCAUUUGGGAGUAACAACACCCUAAAUAGUCCGAAAACUAGUCCAAGUUUUACCAGGUACUCUCACAAUGUGAAGUCAGUCAAGAAGGAAGAUAAGGAGAAUCUCAAUUUGAAUGUGCCCUACCAGCAAUUUUAUGGAAAGUCUUCGAUGGUUACCUCUACCCCAGUGUUGAGGAAAACAGAGGCUAGCUUCAAGUCCGGGAAGAGAGUGUCCGGUAUGAUGGAUGACCCAACACCCACCAAAAGGCCACGACUGCUCUCUGAGACCAUUUCCUACAGCAUGAAGCCUAAACCAGCACCCACAGUUGAUGCCAAGCCUUCCCAGCAGCUACAGGGAUUCUCCAAUCUGGGCAACACGUGUUAUAUGAAUGCCAUCCUGCAGUCUCUGUACAGCCUGGACACGUUCACCUCGGACCUGCACUCCAAUCGCAGGAUACUCAAGUCACUCCAGUCUCACUCCCUAUACCUUGCCCUGGUGAGGCUGAUGUACGUGAGGAGGAACCAGACUGCCAGCGACCUCGCCAAGAAGGAGUACCUGAGGCGUCUAAAGAGCGCCAUCUCUAGCACGGCCAAGAGGUUCUCGGGAUAUGGGCAGCACGACGCCCACGAGUUCCUGUGUCAGGUGUUGGAUCAGCUCAAGGAGGAGAUAAUCAAACUCUCCAAGGCGACACCCACCCCCUGCAAGGAGGUCACGGUGGGGGAUCACGGUGCCAGUGGAGCAGACACAGUGGGGGAUCAAAACUUGCCGAUGUUUUCUGGAAACAACCCUAUUACUGUAAACUUUGAAUUUGAGGUUCUCCACACGUUGACUUGUAUGGAAUGUGGAGAGCAAGUUAGCAAGGAAGAGCAGUUCCAUGACAUUUCAUUGGAUGUCCCUAGACAGAAAGCCCCAUUGACGCCACGUUCACUACAGGACGCUAUAAGCUUGUUUUUCCGUAAUGAGCAAAUAGAGUACACAUGUGAAAAGUGUGGACACAAGAAGUCGGAUGUCACACAUAGGAUAACCAGGUUGCCAAGGGUGUUCAUCCUUCAUCUGAAGCGUUACUCGUACAGUCAGAUCAUCGCCAAGAACACCAAGAUGGGACAGAGUGUGUCCAUACCUCGGUUCCUCACAUUCAAUCACCACUGCACGGAGAAGACAAUGCCUCCUUUCCUGCCAGAGCUUCCACCAAUUGGAUCCAGCACUUCCAUUGCUCCUGUGAACACUACUAAGGAAGAUUCUGCCAGCAGGAGGAAGCUCGAUUACUCAGGGUACAGAUUCAAAAGCAACGUUGCAGACUCAUCAAAAUCUGUAAAAGAAGAAGCAAGUGAUAAAAAAGACAAGGGAGAUGAGGUGGACGGGCGCAUUGGGAGGUCGUGGGCUCUCACCCUGGAGGAUGAGGAAGACCCAGAGAUUGCCCAGGCCAUAGAGAUGUCACUGAGAGAGGAGGAGUCCAGGGAAAAGCUCAGUGAGGACUUAGGGGAGGAGAAUAGCCUAGAGCGCGCCCUGGAGAUGAGCAGAAGGGACAUCAGCAACGAUUCAGCCAAAGUGGAGUCCAAUAAUCUCAACGAGAUGACCUUUGAAGAACAAAUGGAGCUGGCAAUGAGACAGAGUUUGAUGGAAUCUCAUCACUACGGCAACUAUGCAUUAUCAGAUGAUGUCACUGAAAAUGGUGCACAUGACAGUAAAUCUGGUUCACAUGGGUACACAAGUUUGGAUGAUGUCAUAAGUGACCGAGAAAAUAAGACUUCCAAAAACCUAUUCAGGGUAAAUAGUGUGAAGGGUAAAAACAGGUUCGCAGAAAACGAUGAUGUCACUAAAAAUGGUGAUCAUGAGUACACAAAAUGUGAUGAUUCUGGGGAGGAAACAUUGUGUAGGUUAUCAAACAGUAAAUCAAGCUCCUACGAUAUUGGUCCAGAGGCUGUAAAGUAUUCAGCUCUGCGAUCCAUACACAUAAAUAAAGAAGGCCUCAAAUCUGCAGAACAUAGUAUGUCAGAGAGUGAAAUAAGUUUGUUAAAUACAGACGAUUCCCAGGAUGAGGACACUACAUCAAAGGCAACUCCUGAGUAUUCAAGUCCCGUGGCAGAUCUGGGUAGCGCAGACGCAGCCAGUAACACAAGCCAAUCUUUAGAGGAAGACCGCACGAUGGAGAAGUCAAAAAUGGACAAAAAAGUAUAUACACCGGGAAAGAAGUGGGGGGACCAUGUGAUGAAACUGACUCGAGAAAUCUGUGUGGACAAUGGGCAGUUUUCUACAGAUGAGAAUGAUGAUGCGAGUGUUACAGACGAAGCAAACAAGGACAAGAAGAUCAGGAAGAAGAGAAUUACUAAAAAAACUCAAGAGAUCUGUGCAGAAAACGACCAGUUUUCUAAUGACAAGAAUGAGAAAAUGGGAGAGGAAGCAGACCUGAUGUGUCGGGAGAAACUUGAGGACACAGAUGGAGAGUCUGACAAUGAGAGGGCUGUAGAGAGGGACAAAGGGAAGGCUGCUGAGAGAAGGCAGGUGAAGGGAGGGGGCAGGGAGGUGACAAUAAAGGAGGAAGUGAUGGAGGAUGACAAUGAUGAUGACUGGCUAGCAGCAGUGGAUGACAAGGAGAACAUAGUGCCCAACACUGCUGCCGACGUCGCUAUGGUUACAUCAAAGUCUGACCUCCUGACCCCACGCCUCUCUGACCCGAUGGCUGAGUUUGAUGACGACCCUACAGAGGGGGCUGGGGUCGAUGUUGAAGGCAUCAAUAAUCUGCCAGAGAUAAAUAAUGAGAUAGGAGACCUGCCCUACUCAUAUAGAUUGGUGAGCAUCGUGAACCAUAUGGGAAUAUCAACAUCUACAGGUCACUACAUCAGUGAUGUGUAUGACCUUAAGAAGAAGAGCUGGUUCAGCUGUGAUGACAGUCAUGUGACAAAGGUCACAGAGGUCGACGUGCAGACCAAGCGAGAAAGAAGCGGAUACAUCUUUUUCUACUUGAACAAGGACAUAUUUGAUGACCUGUCUCUGCAGCACACCCUAGAAAUGACAGCCAAACAGUAGCAGCUUCCUGGUUGUGAAUGGUAACAUGAAUGAUGGAGAUGAACACAAAAUAUGGCCUUGUGCCUCAUUGUGCACACCAAACAAUGACAUUGUUUUUAAUAUAGACAUGAUGUAGAAGAAGGAAGGAAGGCCUAAAGUAGCAUAUGAUCAAAAUAAAAAAAGGCCACAAACUGGCUUAGACCUUUUGGUACAAGGACUUUUUCAUGGCUACUGUGCUUUUGUUUACGGGGUAUUUUAAUUGGUCUAGCCUAACUAGGGUACAGUAAUGUACAAAGUCUUGCAGUUUAUGCAGUUCAGGGAUGCAACUGUGACGGACUUUCACUGAUAACCUCAGAGACUUUGAAUUGCAGACUGUUUGAAACUGCCCUGUAAUUUACAUGUAGAAACCUCCCUGUGGGAAUUCAGGGUUUACUCUUCCAUCCCCCAAAAAUUAGCUAAAGGCUACAAAUUAUCACAUUUACCUGAUGAUGUACUUUGCUUAAAAAAGCUUCAUAUUACAUGCAACAUCAAGUAUGAUACAAAGUUUUUACAGUAAAUUUGAACAUAUGCGAUAUUAAAGCAGGGUUAAAUAUCUAAGAGGUUUUGCCAUUGGAAUAGGGAAUGCAUCGAUAGCUGAGCAUUUAUAGUAUCAUUAAUUUGCACAUAGUUCAAAUAUUGAUUUAUGUAGAUUUUUAACUCGUUCUUUAGAAAAUUAAAUUUCUCUUUGAAUACUUAUGGUUUUCCUUGGUAUAUCUAUUAUUUGAUAUAAUUUGUCUAAAUGUUGAAAUGUUGAUGUUUUCAAAUAAUUGAUUGUUAAUUCAUUUUAUGGAUUUAAUAGCUUUACAUUUCGACAUACUGUGCACAGGUGUGAAAUUCAUUAACAUUGAUAAAUCUCUGUUCAUGAUUGAAUGAUAUUUAAUGUAAUCCUAGAUAGGGAGCGGUCUUUUAUCGUAAUCUUUGUUUUUUUCGAUAAAAAGUAAAGAUAAUAUUUUCAGAUUUGAGUGAUAUGUUAAUUGAUUAAGCUGUUUUAAAUGAGUUGAACUAGUUUGUGAUAAAGCUUUGUAUAUUUUACGCUUCAUUAACUUAUAUUAGAUCCUGAAAGAACAAUAUGGCGAAUCUAUCAGAAAAUACGUUAGUUUAACAUUAAUAAGUUAAAAGACUUCUUGAUCAAAUCUCAGCAAGCCAAUUGUAAGUUAUUGCAGACCUUACUGCAGUAUUCUUUACAGUAUUUGAAAUAUGUAUGUUAUAUGCAAAAUAUUAUUAUGAUAAAAUUGUUUCACAAAU
This is a messenger RNA of Dreissena polymorpha, 4827 nucleotides long. RefSeq names its product ubiquitin carboxyl-terminal hydrolase 37-like. Gene Ontology annotation, cellular component: cytosol; nucleus. The transcript has 22 exons. The record is from RefSeq and is a predicted model, not a curated record. NCBI's taxonomy places the organism in Eukaryota, Metazoa, Mollusca, Bivalvia, Myida, Dreissenidae. Gene Ontology annotation, molecular function: cysteine-type deubiquitinase activity; cysteine-type endopeptidase activity. Bases 148 to 3564 code for a protein of 1138 amino acids. Gene Ontology annotation, biological process: protein deubiquitination; G1/S transition of mitotic cell cycle.